CGGGCAGUCGAGGUUGCAGCAGGCAGAGGGAGACGGUGGAAGGUAAAGCAGGGAGGCAGCAUCAUGGCGGACAGAGACAGUGGCAGUGACCACGGAGGGCCCACCGCAGGCCCCGGCUCGCUGCCCCCGGGUGCGAUGGGCGCCAUGUCCCGGCUGCAGCACGACACCGAGGAGCUCGCCUCGAAGCGCGUCGACAUCCAGAACAAGCGCUUCUACCUUGACGUGAAGCAGAAUGUGAAAGGCCGCUUCCUAAAGAUAGCCGAGGUCGGGGCUGGGGGAAACAAGAGCCGCCUCACUCUCUCCAUGUCGGUCGCCGUGGAGUUCCGCGAUUAUCUCGGGGACUUUAUCGAACAUUACGCCCAGCUGGGCCCUACCAACCCCGACAUAGUGCAGGAUGAGCCCCGGCGGGCGCUCAAGAGCGAAUUCCUGGUGCGGGAGAAUCGGAAAUAUUACAUGGAUCUGAAAGAGAACCAGAGGGGGCGGUUCCUAAGGAUCCGACAGACCGUUAAUCGGGGGCCCGGAUUGGGAAGCGCGCAAGGCCAGACCAUCGCUCUGCCGGCGCAGGGUCUCAUCGAGUUCCGCGACGCUUUGGCCAAACUCAUCGAUGACUACGGCGUGGACGAGGAGCCGGCGGAGCUCCCGGAGGGCACCUCGCUCACGGUCGACAACAAGCGCUUCUUCUUUGACGUGGGCUCCAAUAAGUACGGGGUCUUCAUGCGGGUCAGCGAGGUGAAGCCCACGUACCGGAACUCCAUCACGGUUCCGUGCAAAGUGUGGUCCAAAUUCGGCAACACCUUCUGUAAAUACGCGGAGGAGAUGAGGAAGAUCCAGGAGAGGAGUAGAGAGAAACGGGCCUCCGAACUGCUACCUGAGGGCCCGCACGGCGGAGAUGACGGCGACGAUGACUGACGCGGAUUUUAGGAGAGAGAGAGAGCAGAAACGAAACAACAAAGACAAAACUGAACUCUGAGAGACUUUUAACUGUAAAAUAGAAAGAGAAAUUUCCAAGGGAAUCACCCCACACACACAACCUCCACAGACAUGGCAGCACCUCUGCUGUCUCCUCGCUCAUUCUACUGGAUGUCACUUACCACCCAUGUAACAGUAAGCCGCUGCUAUCAAGGAUUGAACUGUAAGAUAUGAACUGUUUCCUACUUGAUUUAAAUGACAAUGAACAGAGUGUUUAUAUCUCUAUCAAACGACAGAUUUUGCACACAUCAAAGCUAUUUCGAAAAAAAUGUUUAAAUGUUUUCAAACUGGUAAUAUACUAAGAUUUAAUCAAAGUAAAAAACCAGAGGUCUAUUAUAUAUAAAAUGACAGUCUUCAUGUAGAACGAAUAUUUGACAUCAGCACAAAGAGAAUAUAUUAUGGACUUUAUGAAACCAAAAUCUGAUACCAGAUGUAUAGUUUAUUAUAAAGGUACGCAGAAUAAAUAUGAAAGCGCUCUAAAAGUGUAUGAAUUGCAGAACGCAGCACUACAGGCCUGUAAACACCUGUCAGCAUGUGUGUAGGCUCAUGUUUUGAAAAAGAAGUUUGGCAAAGUAGGCUAUAGUCUUUAAUUUGACCGAAAAACGUAGUAGGCUAAUGAAAGCAUCUCUAUCAUGCCAUUAUGGAAAGGUUGAGACUCAAAAACAAAUAGCCUAUUUGCCUCAAACAAAUGGGAUAAAUCUAUCUCUGAGCUACUUUAAUGAAUAUCAACCCUCUUGCACCAUGUCCAUAUAAACUUAAAUGAAAAAAGUGCUAACUUAGAUGUACUAAUUAUGAUUUUGUGAAUCAGCUGUAAAAAAAAAUCCUUAUUAAGAUACCCACGUUUUCUGUGGGUUAAAUUUUUUCUUUGUUUCUUUGUUUGUUUUUUUCCUCUGGGGGAGGGGGGUGGGGGAUGCAAAAGGAUAAGGUCCACCUGUGGGAGCGCAAGGCGCGGAAACUAAACUAAAAAAAGACACGUCAGCGCAGCGCGCGGCGAGGCAACGCAUCCUCUCUGACGUCAUUACGACCCGUGCCUUAUACACUCCACUCGUUUACGUGUUCUCACGUGGAUGGUCUGUGACCUCGACCGCUGUACGUUUUCAUUUACGAGUGCUGUUAUGUAGGCCGAAAUAUAUAGUCACCGGGGGUGCGUUAAUUCACACUCCUGUGGUGCAUGGAGCAUGGGUGGCAACACCAAAAGGAUGCUGAAAGGCUGCUGGGAGCUUGGGGGCCGGCAAUGAUAGUGGGCAGAAACAGAGCGGGCCCUUCAGAAAGAUGAGGCGCUGCCGCACACGCACUUUGGUAAUUGGGGGGGGGGGGGCAGUACCCCUGCCCUAGCAGCACCCCUGCCCUGGUGGCCUCUCACAGAGUAGAGAUGUGUCUCCCUGGAAUGACCCAGAAUUUACCACUGGGUGUCAGCACGGAGAUUCAUCUGGAGACGUUACGGGUGGGUUUUGCACACCAUAUGCACCAUGAUGUUAAAAAAGAACAGCAACAACAAAAAAAAAAAAAGUAAGUCAGAAGCGGCUGCAUGAGGCUAUUCGUCAGAGCUGAGAUGGAUGCUGUUAAAGAGCCAGACAGUCAGCCAGCCAGCCGGGCAGGCCAGCCGGCCGAGCCGUGCCGUCAGUGUGAGUGCAGUCCAGUGGAUGUAGAGGCCUAUCAGUGCAGGGCCGAGGCAGUAUCUAUCUCUUUAUGGUGCUACAGCCCCUUGAUCGCUCCUUGGGGGCCUCGCCACUCAGAAUAUGUCACUUUUGCAUUAUUUUUAUUCUGAUGCUCUUUUUUUUUCCUCCUUUUUCUCCACCUUAUGUUGUCCAAAACGUGUCAGGUUUCUCCCUCCCAGGCCGAGAGGAAGCCACCGACUAGUGUAGGACAUUUCAUAUUAGUGUGCAAUAUUGUGUACGUGCCAAUAGCGGCAUUGUAUCACGUGUAUAGACUAUUAAAAAGACGAAAAAAUGUAUAGGCUAUGUGAUCAGUAGAUAUUUGACAGCAUGACGAUGAGGUUGAUGCAUCUGCAUUAUAUUUCCGAAAUGUGAAGUCUCUCUUCUCAAGCACUUGCUCAAAGUGGAAAAAAAAAAAAAAAGUCAGACUAGUAGUGCGAUAUUUUUCCUGUCAUGUUCUGUAAACCAGUAGGCUGCCUUGUCCGUCUAUCAGUGCGCGUAGACUAGUUCGGGUGUUUUACGUCCCCCUACGGAGUCACCCCAGAGAAAAACCCUUUCCCUCCUCGUCCCUCCGCUAACACACACACACACAGCACAGACAGUCAACAACCUCUGGCUGUCUCCAUGUCAGCCUCUCUGCAGUGGCCUACACUGAAGUUGAAUAGUAUCUUGGGUCCAGGGGUGGCUGAAACACUCACACACGCAUGCAGUCUCUCCCUGUCGAGGCCUCUUGUCGCUAUCUGAGUGUUUUGAGAGGCCUCUAAACUAUUUUGAAUGGUGUCUCGAACUGCACAAGGCCUCCUGUCAUUAGCAGCCAGGACGCUGUGUGUUUGGAGCCUGAGUGCGACCCCUCUCUCGCCUGGGACUGCCGAUUCGCAGGACAGGUGAACUACGAUUUGACUUUUGCUUGUCUGCGGUUUCACUCGAGCCAGGCGAUAGUGAUCGGCCGCAGCAGACCCAGAGGACAGAGGAGUUUGUUGUUGUUUUUACAAUGAGGAUCACAAUCCUUCUCUCUUAUGUGGGCAGACUCUGAUCUCAGGUCUGCUCUUCGUUCCCAGCUCAUGAUUCAAAGCGUUAAAAGAAAAAGGCCCUGGCUCGUUGUGCGUGCAGUAAAACUCGUCCAAAUCUCCAAAUAAUACGCUCUGUCAGACACACAGUCCAAUCCUUCCUUUUGACCCCGACGACCUUUAGGCUUACACUAAAGCUCUAGUCAGCUGAAGUACUAUCAGUUUCUCCGUAGAAUCUGACAAAUUCAUUUUACUUAAAACAAAAAAAUUAAGCAAACCAAUUGCUUUAAAAAAUGUAAGAAUA
Molecule: messenger RNA, 3935 nt
Organism: Plectropomus leopardus (leopard coralgrouper)
Lineage: Eukaryota; Metazoa; Chordata; Actinopteri; Perciformes; Serranidae
Gene: purab
Product: purine-rich element binding protein Ab
Biological process (GO): regulation of transcription by RNA polymerase II
Cellular component (GO): nucleus
Molecular function (GO): purine-rich negative regulatory element binding; DNA-binding transcription factor activity, RNA polymerase II-specific; RNA polymerase II transcription regulatory region sequence-specific DNA binding
Source: RefSeq, a predicted model, not a curated record